UCUCUCUCCCAGGAACAUGGCGGCGAGUCAGGGAGGUGGUGGGAACAGUGGGGGCGGCGGCUGUGGUGGAGGUGGAAGUAGCGGUGGCGGUGGCACGGCCGGAGGAGGAGGAGGUGGUAGCGCCGGAGGAGGAGGAGGCUGCAGCGGCGGUGGAGGUGGCGGGUCCCUGGUGGUGCCCAUCCCGGUACCGAAUCUCUUCGGUCAGCCGUUCCCCAAUGGGCCUCAGUGGAAUCCCGGCAGCCUGCAGCCUCAACCCACCGUGCGGAGCCUGGACCGGGCCCUGGAGGAGGCGGGCAGUUCUGGCAUCCUGAGCCUCAGUGGUAGGAAACUCCGAGACUUCCCGGGCAGCGGCUACGACCUGACCGACACCACCCAAGCAGAUCUUUCCAGAAAUCGCUUUACAGAAAUUCCUUCUGAUGUUUGGCUAUUUGCACCACUUGAAACAUUAAACUUAUACCAUAAUUGCAUCAAAACCAUCCCUGAAGCCAUUAAAAACCUACAGAUGUUAACAUACCUUAACAUUAGCCGAAAUCUUUUAUCAACAUUGCCAAAAUACCUAUUUGAUCUUCCUCUUAAAGUUUUGGUUGUCAGUAAUAACAAACUGGUAUCCAUUCCAGAAGAAAUUGGAAAAUUAAAAGAUUUGAUGGAGUUGGAUAUUAGCUGCAAUGAGAUUCAGGUCCUUCCCCAACAAAUAGGAAAAUUACAUUCACUUAGAGAGCUAAAUAUAAGAAGAAAUAAUCUUCAUGUUUUGCCUGAUGAAUUAGGAGAUCUUCCCUUAGUCAAAUUGGACUUCUCCUGUAAUAAAGUGACUGAAAUUCCAGUUUGUUAUAGAAAGCUGCAUCAUUUACAAGUUAUAAUUUUGGAUAACAAUCCAUUGCAAGUACCACCAGCACAGAUAUGCUUAAAAGGUAAAGUACACAUAUUUAAGUACUUAAAUAUCCAAGCAUGUUGUAGAAUGGAUAAGAAACCAGAUUCCCUGGAUCUACCAUCAUUGAGUAAAAGAAUGCCUUCUCAGCCUCUCACAGACAGUAUGGAAGAUUUUUAUCCAAAUAAAAAUCAUGGCCCUGACUCUGGGAUUGGAAGUGAUAAUGGAGAGAAACGGUUAUCUACAACAGAACCAUCAGAUGAUGACACAAUCAGCCUUCACUCUCAAGUCUCAGAAUCAAACAGAGAGCAAAUGUCAAGAAAUGAUAGCCACACAAUAGGAAACAAGCCUGAUUCUCAGAAAGACCAGGAAGUAUAUGAUUUUAUUGAUCCCAACACAGAAGAUGUAGCAGUUCCUGAGCAAGGAGAUACACAUGUUGGAUCAUUUGUCUCCUUCCUUAAGGGAAAAGAAAAAUGUUCUGAGAAAUCUCAGAAAAACGAAGAAUCAGGAAAUGAAAAAAGACUUGAGAAAGAACCAUUACUUCCAGAAGAAGACGAUGAUAACUUGAAGGAAGUAACUGAUUUGAGGAAAAUAGCUGCUCAGUUAUUGAAGCAAGAACAGAAGAACAGAUGGAGGCCUUUAAGUUAUAGAGCAUCAUUCAGUGACAAACUCUUCCAGAGGACCAGAGCAGCAGGACGGAAAUCAAGGAUUCUCAACCAUUCAACAUCUGUCAUGAGAAAUAAGCUGAAACAAACUGUGGAAUGUGAAAAGAGUGUUUUAACAGAUGAAGUUAAUUCACCAUUAUCACCCCUGACAUGGCAGCCCUUAGAAAACCAGAAGGAUCAAAUACUUGAGCAACAGUGGCCAGAAUCUCAGCCUAUAAUUUGGCAAAAUGAAGAAAGGAGACGGAGCAAACAGAUAAGAAAAGAAUAUUUCAAGUAUAAAUCCGCAAGGAAGAGUUCAAGCGGCAAUGAAAAUGAUGAGCAAGACAGUGAUAAUGCUAAUAUGUCACCACAGUCUCCAGUCUCAUCUGAGGAGUAUGACAGAACUGAUGGUUUUUCACAUGGCCCCUUUGGCUUGAAGCCUAGAUCAGCUUUCAGCCGCUCAUCUCGCCAGGAAUAUGGGGCAGCAGAUCCAGGAUUUACAAUGCGAAGAAAGAUGGAGCAUUUACGGGAAGAGCGAGAGCAGAUACGACAACUUCGCAAUAACCUUGAAUCCAGAUUAAAAGUAAUUUUGCCUGAUGACAUUGGAGCUGCAUUGAUGGAUGGGGUUGUUCUAUGCCAUUUAGCCAAUCAUAUAAGACCACGCUCUGUGGCUAGUAUCCAUGUACCAUCACCAGCAGUGCCCAAACUGAGCAUGGCAAAGUGUCGAAGAAACGUAGAAAAUUUUCUUGAUGCUUGCAAAAAGUUGGGUGUUUCACAGGAAAGACUCUGUUUGCCCCAUCAUAUUUUGGAAGAACGAGGUCUUGUGAAAGUUGGUGUCACUGUUCAAGCACUCCUUGAAUUACCUACAACCAAGGCAUCUCAGCUUUCCAUGGCUUGAUAUGAGAUUUUUUUUAAAUCAUAAGUAUAUAGUUUACUUUAUUUGAAGUGAUUUCAGUUCUCUCAAAACCAUGAAUAAGAAUGUCCAGUCAAAAAUAGUUUGCCUUCAGUCAAGCCUUAGGUCUUUAAAAAAUUACAUUAAGAAAGCAGACUUAAAAACUACAAAAGAUAUCACACUUAAACUUUGAAUUGCCCAAGCCUCUUUUGGAGGAAAAUUGGAUCAAUUUAAUGAGUUUUUGAAAAUUUUAAGUUCCCUGUUUACUACAUGAGUUAAUAAUCUUGACUGGUUUUUGAAACUCAGAUUGAUACGAAAAUAAAAUAUCCUUUUUAAUUUAAUAAUCACAUUAGGCCUAUUUUUUAUAGCAUAGCAUUCUAGUAAACAUCUAGGCAGAAGCAAUCAUUUUUAACACAAUUCUAUAUUUGAGUUAUCUCAUAUACUUAUAGUUUAUACUCAAUUUCUUCAAUCUUUUGUCAUUUCUUCUUAGAAAACAUGAGUAGGAAAACCAGAGCUCUGGCAUUAUAUUAAUUUCUUUUAGUAUUAUAGUUUGGUGCCAAACUAUUUUUUAUUUGUACUGUAGAUUGUUUACAUGUGAAGUGCCUGUGUAAUUGAUGAAUCUUAUAUAGUCUUAAGCAUUUUUGAAAUUUCUUUUUUUGUAUUAAUAGAAUCAAUGGCAUUUUAAAAUAUUUUAGUAGAUUUUGUAAGGUCUGUAAUUUGUGAGGAUUUUAAUGUGCCUCACAUUGAAACAUUCGUAGUUUUUUAGUUAAUCCAUUGCAGCUUUUCUUAAAUUCAUUAUUUCAUGUUGUCAAAAAUGUUAAUAUGCUUAAUUUAUGCUAUUUAAUUUUGCAAAACUUAAUCAUCUUUUGAAAUGUAUUAUUUGAAGAGUAUUUUAUUUCUGUAUUGAAAAUGUUACACAAAGCAGUAAGAUUUUUGAGAACUAGUGAAGUGCUAACUAUCAAGGAUGUUUUUAUACAACUGCCAAAGUUUGAAUUUUGUCUUGACUUUCAGGAACAUUCUGUUAGUGCUGCCUUUAGCUAUGUUAAACAAGCAGCAUUUGAAAAAUACUUUUUUAAAAAAAAAACCUUGGCCAUUUAUGAGUCAUGUAUACCUUAUGAUUUUAAAUACCUUGAUGUUGAACUAAAUACAGACCAUUCCAUAAAUACUUUCAUGAGAUAGUAUGUUCCAUAAAGUCCUUGUUUGAGUUAGAUGUGGAUAAAUUUAUGUUGAUAGUGGUGCAGGAAUUUUCAAAAACAUUACUGUAAUUAAUAACUCAGCUUCCUGUAGAAAAACUUUAAUAAUCACUUUUGUAGUAGCCAAGUGUCAUAUCUUAAAUAUGUGAUCAUUUGCACUUGUUACCUCUUAAUAUGGAUGCAACUUAUUAAAAAUGUGGACCUGGGUAUUUCAAAGGGCAUUUAUAAAAGGUAAAAAGUAUUGUGCCAAAUGGUAUGUUAAGGGUUGGUUUAGAAACAACUCUACUUUUUUUUUGGUCGGUUUUCAUGAAGUCAUAUAAUUAAAUUUUAGCUUCAGAAUGCAGAUACAUUCGUUACAUUCCCCUGUAGGGUUAAAUUGGAGCUAUUAAAGAGUUAAGGCUUCUUAUGACUAUAAGACUUAGGGAUUAAAUUAUUAAUAAUUUAUUACUUUAAGUAUUUGAGCUAAUUAGUUACCAUUUUUCAGUUGGUUUUAAAAAUAACCCUCAACAACAUAAUCAGUUUUCCUACUGAAAAUUCAAAUAAUGUAGGCAAGAGAUAUCUAGUUAGCAAUUAGGUGAUGAGUUUUUAAUUUAGAAUGUUAACAUUACAAAUAAAUAUCAUUUAAAACCUAUAGCAACCAUUCAUACUUAUUUAAUGUUCUCACACUAUAGAAUUCUUAUUAUUAGUUAAUCUCGUGUUAUUCCCAUAUAUUCUUAUUGUUAAUUAUCAUCAAAAUUGUUGUGAAAUUGUAAGCCAUUUUCUUACCAUAUUUCACUUGUCAGUUAAUUGUUAUUAAAGAAAAAAUCCACCAGUGCUUCACUCUUCAUCUGAGGUCCAUACCACGAUAGUUCGAUUAUUUUUUGACAAAAGGCAACACCACCUCUAACUCAGUUUCACAGCAUAGUCCCCAAUGGCAACAUUGUACUGAGGCCCUGGUAUAUCUCUCAGUAGUUUUUAAGUGUAAAUUUUAUCCUAAAUAUCUUUAUAGUUAUUAUGUAUUUACUUUAUCUGUUAUUGAAUUAAGAAUGAUUAUCAUUAUCUGAAUGGGCUUGUGAUUUGAUAAGAAUUGAAUAAUCAAACUAGAAUAUUUUACUGGCCCUAAAUAUUCAAUAUAUAACUAUUUCUGUUAAAUUUUAUGACCCUAUGGCACAAGAAAGAAGUGAUGUUGGAUAUGUUAGAAUUGAAAUGAGUAAAAAUGCAUAAUUGUUUGUUUAAUUCUUAUCUUUAUAGAAUGCUAGUUUAAUGACUUUUCUAACUGAAAUUUUUGAACAAUUCAGAAAUGUUUGUAUUAGUCACAGAUCUAUGAUAAUUGAUUUUCUGAUGCAUUUAAAAAUAAAUGGAACACUAAAUGUAUAUUACCGAUGCAAACUGUGGAUAAAAUUGAAUGAAAAAAUUAA
Molecule: messenger RNA, 4991 nt
Organism: Jaculus jaculus (lesser Egyptian jerboa)
Lineage: Eukaryota; Metazoa; Chordata; Mammalia; Rodentia; Dipodidae
Gene: Lrch2
Product: leucine rich repeats and calponin homology domain containing 2
Exons: 22
Coding region: 17-2407 (796 amino acids)
Molecular function (GO): protein binding
Source: RefSeq, a predicted model, not a curated record